UACACCUGGAAGCGAGCCAUUAGCAGGGAUUUAAUACACAUAUCCCUUUUCCAUUUACUUUUGUGCUAAAGCUAGUAAUUAGGAGUCUGAGUCAUUAAUGGUUGCCGAAAUCGAAGUCCCAACGUGCGUUACCGCCACAAAGUCCAUCGACAUGGACUUGCCAAAGAAGGAUGAGGCGAACGAGAAGUUCAUCGUGAAGUACCGCCAGCAGCUAUACGACCUGUCUGAGUUUAUGCACAAGCACCCCGGGGGCAUAAACACCCUCAAAGGCCUCAACAGAACGGACAUGACAGCUCGCUUUAUGAAAGCCCCGCCACACUCUGAUGCCGCCAUGUACCUGAUGAAGGAGUACAAAAUUGAUUCGAAUGUCGCCGCUCAUAACACUAAGCAGAGCUUUGCAGGGACCGAUCAGCAGGACACUCGGCAAAGGCCGAGAGAAACCGAAGACAAGAACAACAACCAGUUGGACGAGAGCAUGGAGCACUUGGUGGACUGGUCAAAGGCAAUGCUUCCACAGAUAGCAAACAUAACUAAUUGCUACGAUGAGUGGGUGCACAAGCCGGUGGACAGGCCGCUGCGAUUAUUCGGUCCCUGGUACCUGGAGAUGUGCACGAAAACGCCUUGGUGGCUGGUCCCGACCUUCUGGAUUCCGGUGAUUUUCCAGUGUGCGAGGCAGGAAUUUUCCAGCGCCUGGCAGGACGAUAGUCAGCUCCUGGUGCUUACCGGUUACUUGUUGUUUGGCGUACUCCUGUGGACCCUCCUCGAGUACACUCUGCAUCGCUGGGUGUUCCACGUAAAGCUGCGCAGCAAUAGCGGACCUUUUCUUUGCACCUUUCACUUUAUGAUCCACGGACUGCACCACAAGGUGCCCUUCGAUCCCAUGCGACUGGUGUUUCCGCCAUUGCCGGGAGCAGUGCUCGCCACUAUCAUCUACACUCCGCUCAGCUACGUACUCCUCCAUCCAAGGGUGGUGCUAUCUGGAGCUCUGCUCGGAUACCUCUGCUACGACAUGAUGCACUACUACCUGCACUACGGCAAUCCGUCAGCGAGGGCCUUCAUCCACAUGAAGCGGUACCACUUCCACCACCACUUCUCCCACCAAACCUCCGGGUACGGCAUCAGCAGUCCACUCUGGGAUGUCGUGUUCAAUACACGCAUUCGCCUCCGAAAAUUGAGAUACCAACUACGUUGGACCUAGCCCAACUUAAAUCAAAUUGUCCCAUUGCUACUUAAGAUCAAAUUAAUGCAGCUCUGCUGCAGGUAUACAUACCACCAUAGUAGGUCCAAAAUUAAUGCUUUCUAGUUUGGUCGCUGUGUUAUAUGCUUUAUUAAAAAUAGUGAGCAUUAUGAAUUCUUAUUCAUAAAAGUAGUGAACAUUAUAAAUUCCUAUUCAUAAUGCUCACUAUUUUUAAAAACAUACAAACAUUCAAAUUAUGUCAUUAUUUUUGUGGUCAAUACUGAAAUAUUCUUAGAACGGAAAUAUACAUCCAAAGAAAAUUUUA
Drosophila kikkawai is the source of this 1502-nucleotide messenger RNA. It is a transcript of the gene Fa2h, whose product is annotated as Fatty acid 2-hydroxylase. Gene Ontology annotation, cellular component: membrane; endoplasmic reticulum. Gene Ontology annotation, molecular function: heme binding; iron ion binding; fatty acid 2-hydroxylase activity. Gene Ontology annotation, biological process: lipid biosynthetic process; fatty acid metabolic process. NCBI's taxonomy places the organism in Eukaryota, Metazoa, Arthropoda, Insecta, Diptera, Drosophilidae. The record is from RefSeq and is a predicted model, not a curated record.